UGGUUCUUUUGCUGGAGUGCUGUUUUCUUCUCGAAUAUUUCCAAUAAAAUUAUUUAUUGCUUGCCUACGAAUAAUAUUAAUUGCAAAACGGGUAAACUCUAAGUUAAAACGUUCAUUGCUAACCAGAGGCCAUGCAGUUCUAGCAAACGGCUAGUUGCUUUAACUCGGACGUUGGUUCCACAGUUUUUCUCAUAAUUGUAUAGAUUUUAUUCAGGCAAAUAAUUGUCUAUGCCGUGGUCGUUACUUCAAACAUAUAUAAACAUAAACUUAUAAGCAGUUAAAGCCCCAAAAUCAAGAAUGUCCUUCGACAGCAGCGUGCUUCCGUCAGAGCUAUUGGUUGCACCACAGCCUCUUAUAGGUUUCUGCGGCUUGGACACAACGCACAAUCUAGUACACAAGGCUAUAUGGGAUGCGUUUAGCACCAAUAAAAAAGCAGAUAGAGCUUCUGUGCAAUUCAAGAUUUUACCACCUGCUUACGAGUUUCCAGUCGCAAAGCCUAAACGUGCUUCCUACGAAUGGUACCAACCCAAGGGUGUACUGAAAAGAAAUUGGAUGCUUAAGCAUUUGCAUGUACUGCCUGCGGUUGUAGUUUUGUUUCAAGACAUGGAAUGGAAUGACCCUCAAUGGUCGGAAAAACAGGUGCAGUGCGCCUCAACAAUCCAAAGUCUCAAGAUCGCAUUACAGGAACGAAACACUCGAUUGUGCCUUGUGCUGUUGCAGAAAUCAUCACCUUUACCGCCAGGUGAAGACUUACUGGCAUCAGAACGCGCUGCCAGUUUAACUACAGCUUGUAGUAUUAAUAUUAAAAUGUUAUUCAUCCUGCCGCAUACUGAGCAUUUAAUGGGCUAUACAUUACGCUUGGAAUCUGCGUUCCUAGACAUGGCUCAAUCCUAUUACGCACUCAUGUCCAAACGUAUACGUGCACAUCGUGAUCAAUUAACUGCUGCGCACACAACACUCAAAAUACGACAUCAAUUUAAGUUAGGUUUUGUUGCGGAGAUAAGACAAGAUUUCAGCACUGCACUGAAACAUUUUACUCAGGCAUAUGCCACACUCGAUGAGAUACGUAUCACUGAUGCCAAUUGCCUCGAAAUGAAAACCAUAGCCGGGUUCUUGAAUUACAAAUUAUGUCGGUUAAUGUUUAAGUUAAAGGUGCCGCGUGAUGCAAUCAACCACUUUAUAAGUCACAUAGAGAAAUAUAAGAAUCGUAUAGGCUUCAAGGAUUUAAUAUUUGAGCACUAUGCUUGGUUAAGCACCCAACAUAGCGUGUUUGCGGAAUUAUUUUGUGAGGCAAUAAAAAAUGGGCUACCUGCAUUACAGACUCAAAAUCCUGGCAUUUAUUAUAACAAAGCUGCAGAAUAUACAAUGAAGCGCAAAGAAUCCUUCCUACAGAGUAAUGCUAUUUUGUUAAGUCCUACUGACCCGACAUCUCCAAAUUCAAUGCAAAACAACAAUUCAGUGGCAUUGUAUACGGAAUUCUUUGGUAUUCGAGCUGUCAAAACUGGGGACCCAGUGUCCGAGCAACAAAUAAAUGUGCUUAUUCGGGAAAAUGAGAAAUCUUUCAAUCACUCGAACGCCAUCAUAAACUUGCUUAGUUUAGCACGAGCUCAGUUCAAAAUUUACAAAUGUCCACGAUUUCGAAAUAAACUCGCCAUCGACAUGGCCGAGGAAUAUUACAAAAGUGGUGAUCACGCUAAUGCAUUAACUCUUUACUCUGUGAUGCUAACUGAUUAUCGACGUGAACAAUGGUCGUCUAUAUUCUCUGAUGUUUUACUGAAGACUCUACGAUGCGCUUUUUUGUCAGCUUCGAUUACCGACUUUAUAUCAUGCAGUAUUGAAGCGCUGUCCUUGCGAGUUAGAUGUGAACAGAAAGACCGAAUUAUUGUGCUCGAAAAUCUAUGGAAAGUAUUUAAAGGUGCGGCACCCAUCUCUCACGGUCAAAGUGCACCUGAAAUUAUAGAACGCUGGGAUAGUGCUUUCGUUGCAAUAAAGUCACCAAUUACUAUCGAUUUGGAUAAGUUGACAAAACUGAUUAAAAUGUAUGCCAGCUUCGAACACUUAGAAUUGAAAAAUGAUGAAACCAUUAACGUUUAUCUCAUCAUAAAGUUGCUUACUGAUGUUCCCAUUAAAAUACGACACUGUGCCAUUGUUCUCACAGAUGGUACAAACUUUUACAAGUUGCCAGCCAGUAUGUGCAAAUCAUUCCAGUGUUUACUCGAUGUACAAGAGACUCAAAAGAACAGUAAACCACCAGAAGGUACACUGCUGCAUUUUGAUCCAGAAUUGAAGUUGGAGCCGCACUUAUAUUACCAACUAGGUUUCUCUACCGACGCUUGUCAAUUUUUGGAAAACACACAACUACGUGUUGCACGCAUCGAAGCUCAAAUGGGUUCUGAUAAGUUGGCGGUGCAAUUCACAAAAUCAGCCGUUUUCUCACGCAAUGCCUUUCGUCAUUAUUCUCGCGGAAAAGAUCUCGAUGAUAAUAUUGAAAUCAAUCCGCUGUGCUAUAUUACUCCAACAUUCCAUUUGAACACGCAAUGCAACCUUGACAAAGAAACGCAAAUGCUAGUUAACGAAUACUACCCUAUAACAACUACAAUAAAUAAUCCAUACAAUGUUUUCCUGCAAAACGUUAGCCUAAACAUUAGUGUACCGAACAAUCUACGCAACCAAGUAUUCCUUACUACAGAUCUAUCAUCUGGUCGACAAAAGUUGCACUCCCAAAUUCAAAUCGAUACUGGCGAAUUAUCCAUGCAGAGUUCAAAUUCAGUGCUCUUCUACGUAUUCAGCUUGGUUGAGACGCCUAUUGUGCUUGAGCAGAAGACUUCAUACGUCAUAGACAUUCAGCGACCUAAAGUCGCUACCACUAUGACUGUUAUUGAUGGCGGUACAGCCGGAAGCGCUGACAAUUCGCCAGAAAACGUACGCAACUUCGUAUCGCCUACUGAUAUUAGACCUACUACAGUUUCACCAGCGGUUCAUAUUGAGUUUAUUGACGAGAGUCGACUACGAAAAACGCGCGAGGACACAAUCAGCAUCAAAUGUGAACUAGACUACCGGUUCUCAGCACGGUUCUAUACACUUAGCAAGCGACCACUAACAAAAGUUUAUCGAGGUGAAAAUUUUUUACUGCGCGCUAACAUGGAAGUACGGUCACCUGUCGAUAUUGAUAUACUCGAGACAUAUUUUAUUUGCGACCACAAUUUGGUUCAGUCAACAUAUACCUUUAAGAGGAAAAAGUUUACGCAAACCUACCGCAGUCACGAUAAGCUCGAAGACGUAAUUGUGUUGCGUACGAAUGCUGCUACCAGCGAUUGGACAACUGCUAAGGACUUUGACCGCACCAAAAAUGGAGAUCUGCAGAAUGAACUAUUCAGCCGGUCACGGCGGGCGCGGAAACUAAGUUCAGCGAAAAAUAUAAGCCGCGAAGCUGUCGUCGGUGAGACGACUGAUGCUUGUGCAAACACGCACAUGAACAAGAAUCUCAUGGGCAAAAUACCGAACAACUUGACAAUAAUAAAUAAUAGCAGCGGUUCUGUGAACUCUCUGCUAAUGGGAACGAAUUCCAACUCCUCGAUGAGUGUGUCUGCGACUUCAUUUGACGAAAAACUGACAUUGGGCGAUGAUGCUGACGCCGAUUCGACAUCAGCGACAGCGAUGACAGCGUCGGCAGCAGCGUCAUCUGCAGCAGCUGCGCGUGCGUCAAACACACGAGUAGUCUUCAAUAAAGCUAUAGAAGCCAUUCAAGCUACCGGCCAUUGUCGGGGUUUCUUCAAGCGAAUCGCAACGGCCGAGCCAGAAAUGCAGGUAGCAGCCACACAGCAGCAGCCAAAUUUCGGUGUGUACUGUAUCAGAUGGCGGCGUACCGGAACCAAAGAUGAAAACGAAUCAAAAUUCCUUAUUCAUGGGUUGGAGAUAGAAGAGCCGCCCUUAAAUAUUUACUGCACCAUUGAAGAGAAGAUGUUUGUGAAAAUGCCCAUGACUUACAAGGUUGUUUUGCAUAACCCCACCUCCAAUGUGUUGCAUUUGGUGGCAACACUAAGCAUAAGCAUCGCAGAUAAUUUUAUUUGUUCUGGGCACAAACAACUUGAUAUUUCCAUAUAUGCCUAUAGUGAAAAACAGCUGGUGUACAAUCUCUACCCUCUAUGCGUCGGCUGGGUGAACUUACCCGAGUUAACACUCGAGUACAAUACAAAAGCCGAUCCCGGCAAAGACGACACGCAUAACAAUGCACUCAGCGAAUUAGUCCAGCGGUCCAUACCAAAGAAGGUUUUCGUAUUGCCACCGCUGAAGCAGCAGAUAAAGUGAGCAUCUAAUGUAAUCGAAUAAGUGACUCCUGCUGAGUAUGUAUGCAAGAUAAAAAGUUUCAAAAAUAUAGAAAUGAAGAGUUUGGAUAUUUAUGCCCAACAGCGAUCUAUAAUGUUUGAUAUUCGCGAACGGAAUAUGUAAAGAAAAUCUUGUAAAAAAUAUAAAAGUAUUGAAAUUUGAUAAUUCUAAAGCAA
Molecule: messenger RNA, 4502 nt
Organism: Rhagoletis pomonella (apple maggot)
Lineage: Eukaryota; Metazoa; Arthropoda; Insecta; Diptera; Tephritidae
Gene: gry
Product: trafficking protein particle complex subunit 11
Exons: 16
Coding region: 298-4308 (1336 amino acids)
Cellular component (GO): cytoplasm
Source: RefSeq, a predicted model, not a curated record